GAGAGCGCCAAAACGCAACAAGGACACCCACCCAUACACGAUCCCUGUUGUGGGUUAACGUGAACAGGAAAUACUAGCCCCGUAUGACCACAAAUGGAUGUCAAAUAUCACCACACUCGAUCUCAAGGGAACCUCAUACAUAAUUAAGUAAACGUACUAAUCAUUCUCAUGACUAGGACCGUUCCUGCGAGAGAGCUGCUUUUCUGACGUUACGGGUGCAAUAUUGAUACGUGUUUACUACCAACAUGGAACUAGAGGAAACAGACGCCAAAGGUUCCAUGCUCAUGCUCCCUGAUAGUUCUCUGAAACGAGGCUGGCGGAAGCAGAAGGACGGAAGGGAGACAACCGCAGAUGACACAAAAUGUGGGAUUGGAGUUUGCACACCAAAUUGUAUUCAAUGUUGCGGCUCAAUGGCUGCUUUUACGGCAGUUUACAGUUUUUCAGGACUGCUCACGACUGCCUUGCAAGUCUAUAUAUCCUCCCAAAUCACAGCCCUUGAGCGUCAUUUUGGCUUCAGCAGCUCCGUCAGUGGUUUUCUUAUAAGUUGCAAUGAGAUAGGAUUCGUGUUGGUCACUGUCGUUAUGAGUUAUUUCAUUCGGAGACUGCACAUCCCCCGAUUGUUGUCCCUGACAACUUUGUUCUACGGCAUUGCGGGUUUGAUAUGCGUUAUACCAUUUAUAUUAACACGCGAUUUAAUAAAUCCUGCAAGUGACUCAAACAUCACGUCUGUCUUUCAAACUGGACCACUGUGUCAUCUGGAGGUCACCGUUGCCCCGACGUCUCCGGCAAAUUCAACGGGGAAAGCCGAGUGCAGCGAUACCAAGUUUUCGUAUGUACAGGACGAGACGAUGAAGAAGAUCUCCAUUGCUCUCUUCGCCCUGGGGAUGCUUAUCCAAGGUGUCGGUAAAGCCCCUAGGGCUCCAGGGCUCACGACGUACGUUGAUGAUAAUGUUCCGAAAACCAAAACAGCCAUGUACAUGGGUUUCAUCAUGGGGACUUCAAUCUGUGCCAUGGCCAUAGCCUUCGGUGUCGGAGGAGUGUUCAGCAAGAUGUUCAUCACAUUACAAGCAACGAACAUAACUCCGACGCAUCCUCGGUGGCUCGGGGCAUGGUGGCUGGGAUUCCUGGUGUUCGGGAUGCUGUCAAUCAUCUUCUCCUUCCCCAUCAUGUGUUUCCCCCGACGGAUGAGGUCAGCUGAAGACAGGGCGGGAACUCAAGGCAAGACACCCAUUAAAGUCACAGGCUUCCUGAGCGCUCUGGUUCGACUCGUUAGCAACCCUAUCUACUUCCCCAUCGUCAUGGGCAACUGUGUCACCCUCUUCAGCAUCGGCGGGAUGAUGGCCUUCAUCCCCAAAUACAUGGAGACACAGUUCACGUUGCCAGCCUGGAAGUCAAACAUGAUCAUUGGUGGUUUAAGCAUAGUUACGAACUGUGCGGGAACAAUCAUUGGCGGGAUUGUGACAUCAAAGAUGAAGUUAUCUCCCUUGACUUGUCUGAAGGUGACAGUGGGAAUUAUCUUCUUCUCCCUUGUUAUACAAACAUCGCUGAACUUCCUAGGUUGCGAGAAUCCCGUCAUUAGCAAAGGAGAGAUGACCCCUCGGAACACUACAAUGUACAUUGGUACACACAAUUCAACCUCGUUUACGAUGACCCCCUCUAGUGGAUGUAACAGUGACUGUGGCUGCACAAACACCAUCUACUUCCCUAUGUGUGGCGCCGACGGUGUCAACUACUUCUCCCCCUGCCACGCCGGCUGCAGCGACUUCAGCAUCAAUCAUACCUACUCCAACUGCUCAUGCGUGGGCGGAAGUAUGAAAACAGCGACACCUGGACUGUGUACUCCGGAAUGCCCUAUGUUCUACGCCUUCGCUGCAGUGACAGUGGUUGGGGGAUUUAUCAUGACAAUGGCGGCGAUGCCAGUUCUUAUUGCUGUCAUAAGAAGUGUCAGCGAGGAAGACAAGCCGGUUGCUGUAGGUUUGGGUGGAUUUUUAUACACGCUUUUAGGCUUCCUACCAGGGCCGAUAUUGUUCGGUUGGUUGAUUGACAAAGCCUGCCUUCACUGGAAUUCCGGAUGUGGAGGGAAAGGCGCAUGCGCACUAUACGACAUAGAGUUGUUCCGGUACCUGGUGAUGGGCAUACCGUCCGUGGCUCGGGUCUUGACUCUUCUCUUGUACACGUUUGCUCUGUGCAUGGCGCUAAGGCCGGACUCGAGAUACCGAAAAUAUGAGGCGGAGCAAGGCACAAAGGAAGAAAAAAUGAAAAUGAAACCAAUAUAGAAAUUUAAUACCAUUCUUAACCUGUUUCAUGUCUUCAUUCCAGAAAGAAGCAUUGCAUCUUGCUAAACUCACUUGGAUAUGCCACCGUUAUUGUUUGUUUAAAAAUAUGUGACUUGUCAGAUGGAAGACAUCAUCAAAUAUCUCGGGAUGUGUCAUGAAAAUCUCACAUUGAUAAGAAUCCUCGAAUAUUUUAACUGUUUACUUACGGAAAGGGAGUGAUACAGUGUUACGUUUCCAAAGACAACUUAGUGGAAAAUUAGUUUAAUUAAUUACAAAUCCCCAUACGGUCUCUACAUGUUAUGGACUUGGACAAAUAUAUUGGGUUUUGGGGUUGCCUUGUGGUAAAGUCGUUUUCUCCCCAAACAGAAGUUCCUGGUUCCAUUUCCCGCACGGACGGAUACUGUGCGUGAAGUUAAUCCUUGGUGAAAUUUAUCAUUGGUGUUCGCACGGUGAUAGCUGACAAUAUCAGCGUACACCAUUCUCACGUACACACAAAUAGUGCAGUUCUACCUCAGUGUCCGGGAGAGAACACUUUGAGUGAGUGAGUAUGGUUUUACGCCGCUUUUAGCAAUAUUCCAGCAAUAUCACGGCGGGGGACACCAGAAAUGGGCUUCACACAUUGUACCCAUGUCGGGAAUCGAACCCGGGUCUUCGGCUUGACGAGCGAACGCUUUAACUACUAGGCUACCCGACUGCCCCGAGAACACCUUGAAGGGCAAGUCGAAAGAGCCAAGCAAUCGUUUGCGGACAAACAGUGAAAACUAUCAUUUUGGUAAAUUCUGAGGCAAAAAUAUUUUAUUCCAGGAUUUCGGAAACAUAUUUUUGAAACUCCAAGCUCCCCUACUUCAUCCUGCGUAACCAGUUUCACCCUCCUGUUGCUCACCAACACAAAGCCACAAACACAAUCUCAUUAAAAUCAGAUUUUAUUGUCGCUACUGCUAAACAAAGAUCUGAGGACGUCCCUUUAGGGGUCACGUCAGAACAAACUUUCAUCCGACCAGUCAGUGCGUCGCUUACCAGAUCA
Molecule: messenger RNA, 3300 nt
Organism: Haliotis rufescens (red abalone)
Lineage: Eukaryota; Metazoa; Mollusca; Gastropoda; Lepetellida; Haliotidae
Product: solute carrier organic anion transporter family member 2A1-like
Exons: 10
Coding region: 246-2276 (676 amino acids)
Biological process (GO): sodium-independent organic anion transport; transmembrane transport
Cellular component (GO): membrane
Molecular function (GO): protein binding
Source: RefSeq, a predicted model, not a curated record